AUUAUAGCAGCAGAGUAAUGGCAAGACCAGGUUAUUACCAUUGGUCGCAACAAAAGCCUGUUACGACAAAUGAAAACUAUGGUUUUUUCUUAAAAGACGAAGCCGAAAGAUUGGCGAAACUACCUGCAAGAAAACUACCGGCCAAACCGGAAGAUGACACUCAAAGAAAAUUGGACAUAAUUAACGCUUAUACAAGACCAUUUAGCAACACAGCCUUUUAUCCGCCAGUCUAUCACGGAAGUAUAGCUGUUGAAGAGAAGAAAAACGGAACCUGUAGAUUACGCUUACCUCCUUGCGCUUACAACAAUAGGAGAAAUAAGUUUGAUAUUAACAAAGGCUACACAUACGGACCUACCAGUUGGUGUAAGAAGAGUGUUGGAGGUAAAUUACCUACGUCAACAAGGGCUUCUAUUUCGGCACCCUCUAAUGGUGGACAAUCAUACGAGGGAAAUUCUUUUGCAUCCAGGGACCUUUACCUGUGGCAUUCGCUAACUGGAUCACUUGUAAAUGUUAAGAAGAACUUUGCCGAAACAGCAAGAUAAAAUGACAAAUAUCAGUAUUAUUCACUUAACAAAUUAAGAAAAAAGAACUUUGUGUGGCGUGUGUAAACUACUGUAUUUUUUUCCUCCUUAUCUAUCAGAUAUUAAGAGACUUUUAUAAAUGUUCUUAAUAUAUCUGAUGAAAAAGACAAAAUGCCUUGAAAUUACGUACUUUAUUAAGUGAAAUCUUUAUCGAAUUUCACCCUAGGUAAUCUUUUAUAUUUGAUAACUGCCAUGUUUUUUUUUUCACUCUGAAAAAAAAAGAACAUUCUUUAAAAAGAACAAAUAUACACUCCAAAAAAAUAUGGUGGCUGUUAAAUAGUUUUAAAAAGGAAGGAAAAAAGAUUUUGUUUUUACAGUAUACAAUUUCAAGUUUUGAAUAUCACUAACACCGAUUGCAAACUUAUCUUUAUUUUCUUCAAUUCUUCUUCUAAAACUCUUUCUUCUCUUCUUCUUUUUGUUUUUUAAUAAAAAGAAGUAAUACAUGCAAAAAUAUUUCAGCGAUUUUUUUU
This is a messenger RNA of Dimorphilus gyrociliatus, 1051 nucleotides long. The record is from the annotation of a GenBank genome assembly. NCBI's taxonomy places the organism in Eukaryota, Metazoa, Annelida, Polychaeta, Dinophilidae.